Messenger RNA from Neurospora tetrasperma FGSC 2508, 1607 nucleotides. RefSeq names its product cytoplasmic ribosomal protein subunit S3. Gene Ontology annotation, cellular component: cytosolic small ribosomal subunit; nucleus. Gene Ontology annotation, biological process: translation. NCBI's taxonomy places the organism in Eukaryota, Fungi, Ascomycota, Sordariomycetes, Sordariales, Sordariaceae. Gene Ontology annotation, molecular function: structural constituent of ribosome; RNA binding. The coding region runs from base 104 to 892 and encodes 262 amino acids. The record is from RefSeq and is a predicted model, not a curated record. The transcript has 2 exons.
AUCUUUUUGAAAAGUCCGGUGAACACCGCGAGAAGGUAUCCCACUCCAUCCUCCUCAGCAGCACAAUUGAAGCCCUCAGGACCUUCAUAGCCAAAUCGCAAAAAUGGCUGUUCCCGGCACCCAGAUUUCCAAGCGCAGAAAGUUCGUCGCUGAUGGCGUUUUCUACGCCGAGCUGAACGAGUUCUUCCAGCGCGAGCUCGCUGAGGAGGGCUACUCCGGUGUCGAGGUCCGCGUUACCCCGACCGUCACCGACAUCAUCAUCCGCGCCACCCACACCCAGGAGGUUCUCGGCGAGCAGGGCCGCCGCAUCCGUGAGCUCACCUCGCUCAUCCAGAAGCGCUUCAAGUUCCCCGAGAACUCUGUCUCCCUCUACGCCGCCAAGGUCCAGAACCGCGGUCUCUCCGCCGUCGCUCAGUGCGAGUCCCUCCGCUACAAGCUUCUCAACGGUCUUGCCGUCCGUCGUGCCUGCUAUGGUGUCCUCCGCUUCAUCAUGGAGUCCGGUGCCAAGGGUUGCGAGGUCGUCGUUUCCGGCAAGCUCCGCGCUGCUCGCGCCAAGUCCAUGAAGUUCACCGAUGGCUUCAUGAUCCACUCCGGCCAGCCCGCUAAGGACUUCAUCGACUCUGCCACUCGCCACGUUCUCCUUCGCCAGGGUGUCCUCGGUAUCAAGGUUAAGAUCAUGCGCGGCUCUGACCCCGAGGGCAAGUCCGGCCCCCAGAAGUCUCUCCCUGACGCCGUCACCAUCAUCGAGCCCAAGGAGGAGCAGCCCGUUACCCAGCCCAUCAGCCAGGACUACGGCGCUAAGGCCGCUCAGGUCCAGGCUGCCGCUGAGGCUGCCCGCCAGGAGGAGCAGGCCGGUGAGGAGGAGGCCGCUGCCCCUGCCGCUGAGGAGUAGGAUAACCUCAAGGUCGGGUCAAAUGAGGUUUCGCCUUCGAACGAGGUGCCUGUGUCUUUCGACGAGCCUGAGGUUGCUCCUGUGGCGGAGUUCCAUUUCGCCGAGGACGAUACUACCAUUCGCUGGUAAAGGACGCUGGGUUUGGGCGGGGUCUUUUUUCAAUGUGCUUGCAAGCUCAAACAAACACUGGGUUGCGGAAAUGGAUGGGUUCACUUUGGCGUCAACUAUGGUCAUAGCACAUUUGCAUUAAGACUUGCGAAAAGGGGAAAUGGCGGACGGAUUGUUGCUUGGGAUUAUAAUUGUUUUUUGUAACCCCUUUACAAAGCAGCAACGUCGGGAUAUUCCUGACUUCGCCAGGGAAAUAAGAUACCUGAACAAACCCUCCUUCCUUGCCUUGUUUUGCGAUUGCCAAUUGUGCCAUAUCCUUUUGUGUGAUGAUGGAGACGAUCAAGGGAAUAUAGGCACUGACCUAAGUGACGCAUGUGAAGAAGUACGUUUGUAGGUUUGUUGAUAUGAUAUCAUGGCCUAUCUCGGUGCAUGGAAUGUAUACACGUAAACAUCCGCCACUUUCAAGGGCAACGCCCCACAAAUACCCAACUGAUCAAGAUCUUCCAUUUUCGAUGGUUUCACACCGAACAUUUGACGAAUACAGGAGGAGUGAUGAAUGUUAACAUACAUUUGGUGAGCUCUGUCCUUACUGACAGACUCCUGCUCA